UUUUCUUUUCAGUUUCAUUGAUUUAUUAAAAAAACGAGGCGGCUUCUCUGAAUCUGAACGCCUGGUGCUUUCAGUUUGUCCUUCAGUUUUCCGUUCCUCCUUGGAAUACGCGCCUAAGCAAUAUACUAGCAGGUUGGCACUAGGGAUUAAAAAAAGUGUUUUACAGCUCGGCGCCCAGCGCCUAUAUAAGGACUAGCCUCUCUGAAGGUGAUGAUCUCGUCUAUCCAUCCACCAUCUCCUGUGUUAUCAGUCCCUGUUCGGCUUCCUAGAGUUCCAGCUGGUGUUGAUCGCACAGAGUUCUUGCUGUAAUCGGCCAUGAGCUACCAACCUUCAGCGUACCCGCCACCGGGCACGGCGUACCCUCCGCCGGGCCAGCAGGCGUAUCCGCCGCCGGGCCAGCAGGCAUACCCGCCUCCGGCGUACGGCGCGCCGCCUCCCGUGGCCGGGUACCCGCCGCCGCCCCCGCCGCCGCAGGAGUCCAAGGGCAGCAACGACGGCUUCUUGAAAGGAUGUUUGGCGGCCAUCUGCUGCUGCUGCAUGCUCGACAUGUGCUUCUGACAUCAUCAGGGAUGAGAACGUCCAGACUCAUCCUUCAUGCAGGCGAAUAGAGCUGUUUCUGAGUCAUGAUGCGUCUUUGUUUACAUCAAAUGUAUCUGUUUUGCCCUUGUUAUGAAUUUAUGAUCGUGGUGUUGGUGUACCUGCAAACAUCUUCGGACUUCAUUAGCUGAUCUAGGUUUUUCCUUUUUCCUUUUGGAGUUCCAUGUGAAAAAAGCAUCUCCGAUCAAUCUGUACUUGCUUUGGUGCUUGAUUAUUGCCGUACUCCACGCCUCCUCUGACCCUGCAUGCUCUGGGGUAAACGUGUGUCGAUGGUGGAUGUUGAUUUUCAGCGCCCCGUUGAGUUCAGGAGUGUGAAUGUACCAAGCUGUCAUUAAAGUCCAAGAGUGUAAAUCUCAGGCGACGAAAUCUAUUGGACAAAAAUUGGCAUCUU
This is a messenger RNA of Panicum virgatum (switchgrass), 988 nucleotides long. Its product is annotated as cysteine-rich and transmembrane domain-containing protein WIH2-like. The transcript has 3 exons. Gene Ontology annotation, cellular component: plasma membrane. The record is from RefSeq and is a predicted model, not a curated record. Lineage: Eukaryota; Viridiplantae; Streptophyta; Magnoliopsida; Poales; Poaceae. Bases 316 to 558 code for a protein of 80 amino acids.